AUGUUUUUGAACAUUUGUCAGCAGUUGUGUCGGAUCGAGGCUAUUUUCUUUCGCCUCCUUCCUCUUCUGCCAUGCCCAUCGCAUCUUUCUUGUCUCGAACACCCACGAUAUCAGCGUUUUGAUCAUCCACAGCCUUACGCCCUUCUAACAGUCAUAGGGAUAUCCUAUUUUCUCCUUCGACAACUCUGUUCACUUUUGGUUUCUGCCGGACUGAUAUUCUAUCCGAAUAUUCAUAAGAAAGGUGAAUAA
Messenger RNA from Tuber melanosporum (Perigord truffle), 249 nucleotides. RefSeq lists its product as uncharacterized. The record is from RefSeq and is a predicted model, not a curated record. Bases 1 to 249 code for a protein of 82 amino acids. NCBI's taxonomy places the organism in Eukaryota, Fungi, Ascomycota, Pezizomycetes, Pezizales, Tuberaceae. The transcript is spliced from 2 exons.